AUCGAGAUGGAACAGCUCGUUUAUUUUAUAAUAACGAUAAUGAAGCGAUCAAUCAUGUUUUCAAAAACGAAACUAAUUGGGAAUUAAGACCAUUAUCAGACAUGAUUGAUCUCCUAGGUCGAUGCAUUACAGCUCAAAAGAAUGAAACAAUCAGGGCAAUGUACGACGGUGGCGAACUGGAGUUAGUAACUCCAUACACAAGGUUUGUUCAUGAUAGUCGUGUAUGGUCCAGGAAGACUGCUGAGGAACGUCAAAGUGUUAUUUCGAGUUAUUAUUCCUAUAAACCGCCAGUUUCUCAGACAACAACGGCGUUUAAUAUUUCAUCAAGAGCAGGGCGUAAACCCGGCAAAUCUGCUGCACGUGGAACAACUACCACCAGAAAAAAGAAAAGUUAA
Messenger RNA from Didymodactylos carnosus, 395 nucleotides. NCBI's taxonomy places the organism in Eukaryota, Metazoa, Rotifera, Eurotatoria, Philodinida, Philodinidae. The record is from the annotation of a GenBank genome assembly.